This is a messenger RNA of Tarenaya hassleriana, 2327 nucleotides long. RefSeq names its product UDP-glycosyltransferase 73C5-like. NCBI's taxonomy places the organism in Eukaryota, Viridiplantae, Streptophyta, Magnoliopsida, Brassicales, Cleomaceae. The transcript is spliced from 8 exons. The coding region runs from base 803 to 2266 and encodes 487 amino acids. The record is from RefSeq and is a predicted model, not a curated record. Gene Ontology annotation, molecular function: UDP-glycosyltransferase activity.
UUUCUCGAGAGAUUUCAGGUGUUUUUGUGUUGAUCGGUGAAAUGUCGGGAUUUUCCGGGAAUUCUCUAUGAACUACAAUGGUUGCGGAAAUGGUGAUGAAGGUUUGGACGACUGGAGAGGUCGUUCAGGUGUCGGUAAUGUCACUGGCGAAUGAUUCCUUCAGAGAAGCUUCCAUGGCUUCUCUGAAGGAAAUUGCCUCCUCCACUCCGUUAUACAUACGAUGUGUAUACUUUGUCUACUUGCAUGUAGUUUUCGUCCAUUAGAGAAGGGACCUCGAUCUACCUCUUCAUGGCAAAUCUUUCUGAGAUUGCCGCAGCUGAAAUUAUACCCUCCAAGCUUUUGGAGCAUUAAGUAACUAUGCUCUGUUGGAGAACAUCGGGAGGCAUUUGUCGGCAGUGCAAAAGCCAUACACUUGCGUUCAUUGGAUGGCAAUGUGUAAUGCCGUGUACAUGCCAUCCCGGCCCGCUUGGUAGUUCACCUUCACGAUAAUGACCCUUGUGUUAGACAGGCUUGUCCGGUGUUCGGUGUGCUGGUUAGCAAGAUGAGCCGGCCCUCGGCCGUAGUUGUAAGAGCACCAUACUCGUUGGCCCUCGAGUUGUUACUAAAAUCAACCAAAUCAAUGCCAUGGAGAAAACAUUCGACUUCAUAGGACCGAUUCAGGGAAAUGAUGCAGGGGAGAGAGUCACAAGAGGACAGCCUCACAUUCACUUAGAGAAAAGGGUAAACUUGGGGAGAAGUUACGGAGCUCGAGCUUGCCAUAUUCAAGCUUCUUAGCUAUACUCGAGAGGCCGAUAAAACCACCAUGGCUCAGCCUCCUCUUCACUUUGUUCUCUUCCCUUUCAUGGCUCAAGGCCAUAUGAUCCCGAUGGUUGAUAUCGCAAGGCUCUUGGCUCAGCGCGGUGUGAUCAUAACCAUUGUCACGACACCUCACAACGCAGCCCGGUUCAAGAAUGUCAUUACCCGAGCCAUCCAAUCAGGGCUGCCGAUAAACCUAGUGCAGUUGAAGUUCCCUUACCAAGAAGCGGGUUUGCCCGAAGGGCACGAGAAUAUGGACUUGCUGGAUUCGGUGGGAGCAUCUAUGGCGUUUUUUAAAGCGGUUAACUUGCUCGAAGAACCCGUUGAGAAACUCAUGGAAGAGAUGAAUCCUCGACCAAGCUGCAUAAUUGGGGAUAUGUGUUUGACAUACACCAGUAACCUUGCCAAGAAGUUCAAGAUUCCAAAGAUCGUCUUCCAUGGCAUGGGAAGCUUUUGCCUCCUCGUCAUGUGUGCCAUACGUCAAUCCGGGAUCUUGGAAACAAUAGAGUCCGAGAAGGAGUACUUCACGGUUCCGGACUUUCCCGACAGGGUCGAAUUUACAAAGCCUCAACUUCCAAUGGUCACUUAUGCUCUUGGUGAUUGGAAAGAUUUCUUGGACGAGCUGCUAGAAGCGGAUAACAAGUCAUACGGUGUGAUCGUGAACACAUUCCAAGAACUCGAGCCUGCCUACGUGAGGGAGUACAAGAAGGCGAGGGCGGGUAAAGUAUGGACCAUCGGGCCUGUCUCCUUAUGCAACGAGGUGGGGUUAGACAAAGCCGAGAGAGGAAACGAAGCGGCCAUUGAUCAAGAAAAAUGUCUCAAAUGGCUUGAUUCUCGAGAACCCGGUUCAGUACUCUACGUUUGUCUUGGGAGUCUCUGCAACCUACCGCUGGCUCAGCUCAAAGAGCUCGGGCUAGGCCUUGAAGAAUCCGGAAGAUCCUUCAUUUGGGUGAUAAGAGGUGGGGAGAAGUACAUCGAGUUACAGAAAUGGAUUUCGGAAAGCGGGUUUGAAGGAAGAGUCGAGGAAAGAGGGCUUCUCAUCAAAGGAUGGGCGCCUCAAGUGCUUAUCCUUUCACACCCUUCGGUCGGAGGGUUCUUGACGCAUUGCGGAUGGAACUCUACUCUCGAAGGGAUCACCGCGGGGAUUCCGCUGCUGACUUGGCCCCUUUUCGGGGACCAAUUCUGCAACGAGAAAUUAGUCGUCGGGAUCCUAAAAACCGGGGUGAGAUCGGGCGUGGAAGUGCCUAUGAAAUGGGAUGAAGAGGAGAAGAUAGGGGUGUUGGUCGACAAAGAUGGGAUCAAAAGUGCAGUGGAGGAGCUAAUGGGUGAAAGUGAUGAGGCAAAUGAGAGAAGGAGAAGAGCCAGAGAGCUUGGAGAGUUAGCCAACAAGGCCGUGGAAGAAGGAGGCUCUUCCCAUUCUAACAUCACACUGCUCAUACAAGACAUCAUGCAGCAGGGUUCAGUCCAGUAAUUGAUUCAGUGAGUUGUCCUAGAAAUAAAAUAAAAAACAACUCGAAAAACGUAUUUUUACA